CGGUGAUUGGCCUCCGGAGGCGGAGGCUGGAAGCCCUUCCAGGGCUCGGACCGGCUGCCGCUGGACCCGGGUCCGGGCCCCUGUGCCCCCGCCGGUCCCCUGGCCCUCGGUCUGGGCCGCGAGGUGGCGGCAGCGCCGGAGCUGAGGGUGAGGCGCGUGGCGUGGCGUGGCCUCUCAGAUGUCGGAUUUGCUCCGAGUUGGACCGCUCGCCCACCGACUGUCCGAUCUCGGCCUACGUGGCGCCGGGUCAGCGGCGAGGAUCGGUGCCGCUGGCCUGUGGCCCGGGUCCGAGACCGGGCGAACGGGUGACGGGCUGUCUCCACGUGAGCCCCGCAGCCUGGGCUCCCGUCCCUCCGUCGCCCGCCUGGAGCGGCGCGCGGGGCACCGCAGCUUCGGUCCGCAGAGGCCAGCACCUGAGGACCCGGAGGGCCUCCGCGCAGGUUGGGUGGGCCCAGAGCUGUGUUGCUGCACACACGUCCGCGUCUGCAGACAGAAGUGGCUUGAGAACAGACCCACCCUGGAGCAAGAUUCCCGUCCCCGAUGUGAGGUGGCGCGCAGACUACAGAGAAGGCGGGGUCCGUGCCCAGAGGUCAGACCGGGAUGGCCUCACUCCAGCAGCCACAUCAGCCGUGGACACUUGCCACAGCAAACAUUCUCCUCCAGCCACGAUGGGCACUGCUGCUAUGGCCUGAUCCCUGGAGUUCAAACAGCAUCUGUGGAGUUCCUGUAGGAGCUCUUUGGAGAGGUUCGCAAGGGAACAUCCCCUGGAUGGGGGACACGGAGGAGGAUCGAGAGGUGACCAAACAAACAGGCUACUGGAGUCUACACUCCCAAGAAGCUUGGUUUCCAAGGAACCCAGACAUGGGCAUUGGAAGCACAGGUGGGUGCACUCCGGGUGUGCCCU
Messenger RNA from Myotis daubentonii (Daubenton's bat), 904 nucleotides. RefSeq lists its product as uncharacterized. The record is from RefSeq and is a predicted model, not a curated record. The transcript has 5 exons. NCBI's taxonomy places the organism in Eukaryota, Metazoa, Chordata, Mammalia, Chiroptera, Vespertilionidae. The coding region runs from base 179 to 730 and encodes 183 amino acids.